Thalassophryne amazonica is the source of this 7441-nucleotide messenger RNA. It is a transcript of the gene nrg1, whose product is annotated as neuregulin 1. The coding region runs from base 583 to 2436 and encodes 617 amino acids. The transcript has 9 exons. NCBI's taxonomy places the organism in Eukaryota, Metazoa, Chordata, Actinopteri, Batrachoidiformes, Batrachoididae. The record is from RefSeq and is a predicted model, not a curated record. Gene Ontology annotation, molecular function: chemorepellent activity; protein tyrosine kinase activator activity. Gene Ontology annotation, biological process: nervous system development; intracellular signal transduction; animal organ development.
CAACAUCAGGAAUACAGGAAGAAAGGGAGGAGGACGCAGGCCCUCGCUGCAUACCACUCUGAAAGGAAAGGUUGAGAGGCGGGGUGACUGAAGAAAAAGGGGAGUAUCCCGUCUCCUCUGUCCUUCUGUGCUGCUGCAACCCCACCCCUUUACCAUCCUCCCUCGCUCUCUGAUUCUCCUUCUCUCUAUUCCCCUUACUCAUCUGUUUCUCUGGCUGCACGCAGAGGACGGGCACCUGCCGCUCCCUGAUGAUUCAGCCUUUCAGUUGCUCAGAGCUCUGCAGACCAGACAGCAUGUCCGUCCUGGCACUGCAGUGCCCGUCCGUCCCGUCCGUCCCAUCCUCAGCACCACAGCGUCUGCAGCUGCAGCCGGCCCGGCACUCCGACACCGCCUCUUCUGCCCAAGUGCUCAGCCAAUUUGAUUAUUCUAUUUUUAGACCCUGUGAAUGCGUUUGGUGUGAGCAUGAAUGAGGAACUCGUUUCACAAGGUUAAACUCACACUGAAGAGCUUUUUUUUUUUUAAUUUUGCAUCCUGUGAUGGAAGACGUGCUCGAUCAGACUGGUGGCAGACAGCCACCAUGUGAUGCUCUCAGUUAAUACUUUCAGUGUUCAGAGAUCCUUCAGCCAGCAGUUGGGGAGGGUAACUGAGGGAAUGGAGGACAUCUCUACAGGGCCGGCCUCCCCCACUGGCUCCGCCGUUGAUUUUGGACACGUCCCUGAGGAGAAACGGGAGGAGACCGUGGCAGGUGGUGAGAGUCGGGAGGAGGGCACGGAAGGAAAUGCAGAGGGAGGUGGAGGCGAGGAUGGGGAUCAUCCAGGGGCUUUGGGAAUUGUGGCCUUGCCUGGAGCAUGCUGUGUGUGCAUAGAAAUGGAGCAGAUCAUCGGCUGCCUGCACUCAGAGAAAAUCUGCAUUCUGCCCAUCCUGGCAUGUCUGCUCAGCCUGGCCCUGUGCACCGCCGGCCUCAAGUGGGUCUUUGUGGACAAGAUCUUUGAGUACGAGCCUCCCACACACUUAGACCCCAAACGUAUCGGACAAGAUCCGUUCAUCAUAUCAGUGGACCCUACGGUGGGACCGAACAUCUCAACUCCUCACCCGUCUCCAUCUGCGACGCCUUUGAGCACCGCCAUAGCGGCUACCCCAGGACGUCCUGAGGUCACAGUGAAAGAGAAAACCACGAGGGGGCCAGAUGUACCUCAGUCUCCUUCAGUGACGCUGAAAUACAACUCUGACCGACCCACUGUCCCCAAACAGACCCCGUCCUUGCGGACAACAGUGGAAUUAAACGACAUCUUCAUCCCGACACUCUCUGCCACCAGCAAGACCACCACCACAAAGACAUCCAGUCAUGUGACUCGCUGCAGCAACAGCCAGAAAAAUUACUGUGUGAAUGGAGGAGAAUGCUUCACCCUUGAAAUCAUGCCAGGCAGCACUAAAUUUCUCUGCAGGUGUCCAAAUGAAUUUACUGGUGAUCGCUGCCAAAACUAUGUAAUGGCCAGCUUUUACAAACAUCUUGGGAUUGAAUUUAUGGAAGCCGAGGAGCUGUAUCAGAAACGUAUAUUAACAAUAACAGGGAUCUGCAUUGCACUCCUUGUCGUUGGAAUCAUGUGUGUGGUUGCCUACUGCAAAACAAAGAAGCAGAGGAAGAAGCUCCAUGACCGUCUGAGGAGGAGUAUGAGGAAGAAGAGGAACAAUGCCACGAGCUCAGCCAGAGAACCUUCCCAUAUGCCUCUUCAAGACUUGCAGCUUGUUAAUCAGUGUAACGGGAUGACUAUGCAGCAUGCAUCAGAGAAGGAGCCAGAAACAUCCUUCUCCACAAGUAAACCUGCCUUAACUGUGCAUGAAACCGCUUCCCUCAGCCACACCCCCAGCCACGCCCCCAGCCAAAGGUUCCUGUCUGCUUUGACUAUGCCUCCUGCAACUCCAGGAUCUCCUCCAUCAGAGAUGUCAGCCCCCUUGUCCAGCCUGGCAGUCUCCUUCCCCUCAGUGGCUUUAAGCCCCUCUGCUGAAGAGGAGCGCCCCCUGCUGUUGGCAACUACUCAUCAGCCACACAAGUCCUCAUGCCGAGAAGAACAGAAGAGGGUUUCUGCCCACUACAACCACGGCCAAUCGGCCCGCAGCUUGCCACCAAGUCCACUGUUUCCUGUGGAGGAUAAUGACUACCGACUAACCAGUGACAGUGACACUGCCGCUGCCACCCGAACCGCUAAUGACUACAGCAAGAACCCGUCACCUGAUGUGGAGUUUAGUGGUGACAGCAUGCUGGAUAGUGAAACAGAAGAGGCUCAGGGGGAGCACACUCCCUUCCUUAGCACGGACAGCGCUGCAGCCUUGUUGUUCCGGGCUGCAGACAGCAGCAGGACUACUCCAGCAUCACCCGGCGAUGACCUCCAGCUCAGGGCAUCUGGUGCCACCAAAGUAGAGCAAGCUGCUGUGUGAAACAAAACUGCUGAAAAGCUUUUGUCUCGAGAAAAAGGAAUAGUCCGAUUAAGCCUUUAUUUUCGAUAAAUUAUUUGCAGUGUAAAGACUUUUAAAGAUAAAUGAAAACUUUUAUUUUAGUUACAGUAUGUAGUGAAUAAAGAUUUUUUAAUAAGUAAAGAAUAGGUAAAGUGCCAUACACUAGUAUGCAGCAAUGGUUCACAGUAUAUAAGUGCAGAAAUAAUAUCAACGGUGCCUUUCUGUUUGGUACGCUUAAGGGAAUUGCAGCGCGUUGCACACUGGGCCAUAUAUUCACCACCUUAAACUUCCAGUGAACAGUCCUACCAGGGAUUUGCUGGCUGCAUUUAAUGACCUGCAGUUGUAAGUGCCCACUGACAUGACAGCUUACUUUCAAAGUGCAUGCUCAGUCCUCUCCAGCCAAUCAGCCCAGCCAACUAGCUGACGAUCACAUGUUCGUAGAUGUAAGAAAUUAUCAUUUGAAUUCAUCAACAGGCAAUAAAAUGACUCAUCUAAUCUGAUGUCCUGCUGGUGGAACACUGUUUGAACAGUCAGCUAAAGGUGCUCUUUAGUAUUAGUACAGAAAGGUAUUUAUAUGCUUAAAAGGCCAGAAAUGUUGCCGGUGCAGCAGAAUAUAAAAUUGACAUAUACGCUACAUUACUGACAACUUUUUUUUUUUGGAAACUUACAACUGAUCGCAGUGGAGUUAAAACCAGUUUGUCUUAUGAUACCUGGGUGUCAUUGGCUUCAGGUCAUUUUGAAUGUACCCUGUAAUAUUCAGUGAGUGAAUGAAUUGUAGUCCACUUCAUCCAAUAUGUGUACAAGAAAAAAACAAAAACAAUAAAUGCUUUCAUUUUGUAACCCACCAAAUUAAAAGGGCAUAUAAUGAGGGUGAACUGAUCAGAUGUAAGUUAACUUUGAUGCACCAAAUCAACUCCAAAACAACUUAUGAAGUAUACCAUAGACCUGCCACUUGCCGAGCACUGCCAUCUCUUGGACAUGUCCGGGCUUGUUGCAAGGAAUAAUCGUAUCAUCACAUGCGUGAUUGAAAUUAGGAGCAAGUGUGGUUGAAGUUACAAGCAGCUCGAAAUAAGCUUGUCAGUUUCUUUAAUUUAAAAAGUCUAGGUCUGAGUCCAUGCUGGGUGUCGGGCCUUAAUUAUCUUGCACCCUGCACACAAAGUGGCAGUCUCACUGGGAGAUUCCACCCAAGCCAUCAAAAAUAAAGCCACUCAGAAGAGGGGAAGGUUACAGUUCCUUGAAUGGCCACUUGUGGCUGGUUCCAAAAAUGAAAAGAUUCCCACAGAAACCCACAUUAAAAUGUCAAAGUUUAGAGGAGAAAGAAGCUUGUUUUACAGCCUCAUUCAAAAAUGGUUUUGGUGGCUUUAGCUAGUUUCCCCCUCCCUGUCAACUGCAUGGUGGUGGUGAUGGAGGUAAAUCAUGGAGAGAAAUGGAGAUAAUGAUGGAUGGAGAUAAAUCAUGUAUAAUUUGGGGUGUGGACGGUUUGAGUGAAACUUGUAUGUGCUGAGUUCAGACUCAAAGCUCUGCUAGCAGAGAUUGCUAGCUGUAUUUGGAAGUUGUUGUGGAGGAACAUGUCUGUCCUUUUUGAGCAUUUUAUUACAUAUAUCUGUAAUAAUAUGGUUUGCUGUUCAUUUAAUUGUCCUACCUAUCAGAUCACCUAAGAAGUCUGUGCUCCAGUAUUUCUGUUCAGAAAUGUUUUCAUUUUAUUUGUAAUGUUAGUGGCAUUAGCACUCUUAGCAGUCAUAAUCAGCUUGAUAACAUUAGGCCCACCUUCAAAAUGGUCUGCUGGGUCUCUUCAGAAAACCUAUGGGUGACGUCAUGGACACAUUGUCUGGUGUAUAUGCAGGAUACGGUUCCACGUGAUGCAGUUGUCAUUUUUAUGCAGAGUGCCCACAUGGUGUAGAAAUUAUGUGGGCAUGUUGCUUUAAAAAUGAGGUGUGGUCAGGUGCAUAGCUGGCACAUUUAUAUUGUCCAUCGUAUGAAAGCAUUUGUGCCUUAGAUGACCAAAAACCUUGAGUAAAGCGUGCAGCACAGGUUUACUACACACACACACACAGCUUCUCUGCACAUACUGUCUGCAGUCACGUGAGGUGGUGUGUUAGUUUGAACAUGAAGAUGUAUGGCUUCAGAUAGAGGAAUGCCAUGCACAGCUUUACACUCAGUUUUUGCACCUUCUCCAUCACAAGUAGGACUUGGACAAAUCAUUUGUAUCAAUCUGCACUAUUAGUUCUCUGCCCUCAUUAAAUUUGGGCCAAUAAAGUCAUCCGUUGAGUCCUGGGGGACUAAAUUAGAAUUUGAAUGUGAUAUGGAUCCAGAAUAACUUUAAUAUAUUUAUAAUCUCUCCCACUGAUUUCCAUAUUUUUGGAGCUUUGACAAACCUGCACCCCUUCCAUAUUUCAUCUUGGUUAAGGACAGAUACUGUAAAUAUGACUAGGACCUAGGUAGAGAUUUGCACUCUCUGAGUCCCCUCCAGUUAGCAUUUGGUGAUAAAACAAUCAGAGUAAUGUAUCAUGAUAAAAUUGUCAUUAAUAACAAUGAUAAGCUUUGGACAUUUAUACAUCAUUUAUACAAUCAUCUCAUAAAGUUGAGGAAAAAAGUUACACUUAGUUAGUUAGAGCAGGAUGACAAAAUACAGCUACAGAAAUAGCAAAUACAAAGAUACACCUCCUGCCCUGGCCUUUCAAAAUAAAAUCCAUAGACAUGUACUGCUGCUGCUGCAAUUAAAAACAACAGCAGCAACAUACAUUUCCACAACAUUUAGGGUAUACUCACAGUAGGUAUUCUGGACCGUGCCCGACCGUUACACCCCAAAAGUCCUGUUUGUUUGCUCUGUGACCUGAGAAGCUACCUGGGCUGGCCUGCAGGCACAUGUCUGGCCCAACUUGCACAGCUGGUCGAGGGUGCAGCCCAGCUGGGCUCAGCCACAUGCAAUUUUAUCACAAACAAGGCAGGAGCACAAAUAUAUCAUUACUGAGGUUUAAUUUAACAUUUACUGCUAAUAUUAUUUUUACUACUUGGAUAAUACAGUCUUCGGGUAAUUCAGCAACAUUUGGGUUAAAAAUAGGUCUGGUUUCUGACCUUAUCAUAUUCUAACUGAAAAGUGUUUGUCAAACUGUUUAAAACAAUUCCAAAGUAUGUCCCUUCAGCUUCUCUCACUCAGGGUCACCACAGCAGAUCUGAAGUGAAACUACAUGUUGAUUUGGCACAGGUUUUACACUGGAUGCCCUUCCUGAUGUAACUCCACUUUUUAUAUGGAGAAUGGGCCCUGAACCUUACUAAAUUACUCAAACAUCUGACAGAUAGAAAUAUACUGUUGUGAUGGAGUGGUAAGCAGACCUAUUGUUUUUGGAUAUUUAGGGAGUUAGGUGGACCAUGACUCUCUCUCUUUUUUUUUUAAGUGUUCCAUGGGCUGAAAAACGUUUGUGAAACACUGAUGACCCCCCCCCCCAUAAAAAUUGAAGUAAAUCCUACAAAGGUCCAGCAAAUAUCUUGAAAUUUGAUGGACUUAAACUUCAGUCUGUAUAUGAUCAUUCUCCAAAGGUUCAGUUACCUUGGUCGCUUUGCAUAAAAGUCAUGUUCUUUCAAAAUAAUGCUCCAAAUGGUAUGAUUUGUCAGUGAGAUAGGCCUCCAGGCAGAGUAUCUUUUCCUUAGUUGACCAAGACAUGUUGAGGAAGACGACUGGAACAAUAGUCUCUCUCUUUCUCUCUCUCGCUCUCACACUCACACACACACACACACACACCCUGCUGGCUAUGAUGGAUUAACUUCCCCCACAAUCAUUGAGGUCAUUUAUCAGUGUACUAGAAUGAGCUGAAACAAAUGAGACAGAGGAAAUGUCACAAAAAUGUUAACUUCAUUCAAAUGUUGAGGACAUUGUUAUAUUUAUGCUAACCUGAUAUUUUGGGGGUGGGGGGGGGGGCAUCUCACAGUGUUGGCUAUGGUAGUUUAAAACCACUAUGUGUAGGAUUAUGUCCUCUGCAUGUCUUUUGACUGCUCCCAUUUUGCAAAUGGUCACCACAGUAAAUUCAAUAUGGAGCCACAUACAGGUUUGGCACAUUUUGCGCCCCUCCUGAUGCCCCUCCAGCUGUACAUAGAGACCGGGGCACAGGUGGUGAACCAGGACCUUCUAUUUUGGAGGCAAGCAUGCCAUCACUUCCUAGCCCUUCUUUCACAGUCUUCUAAUGGUAAAAACUUUUAAAAAAGUUAAUCAAAAACAAUUAAAAUAUAAAGGUUAAAAAUGUGUAAUAAAAAUGGUACAUGUUUAGAAAAAUUUGAUGACACAAGAUAAAACUAGUGCAACAUAUGUACCACUUUCAGAUCGUUCAUCUGAGUAUCCUAGCAUGCAUUGCUGCUAGCUACAGUGUGUUUUGUGAUGCUAACAGUGGUGGGUGUGAUGUGGUCUGAAUGUUUUGUAAUGCUACACAUAGUGGCUUUAACACACUCGAGCAGAUGUUACUUUUUUUUUUGGUAUGUUAGCAUUUGACCUACAGAUUUCACGCUCACUGUUAAUGGUGUAACUGACAUAUCACACUGACGCGGAGCCACAUCUUCACAGUGCUAAUGCACACACACCCAAGAAGACCAGCUAGCACCCUCUAGCACCGCUAAGCCUUUACCGUUUGUGUCAAUAAAUGUAAGAAAAGUGAACGUUUGAGUUGAACGGUGGACUAUCUGUCGUUGACAUGCCCAUGUGUUUCUGAGUAAUGCAUUUUGGAGAACUGCACCAUGUGCUAAGUAUCACGUCUGUUGUACAAAUUAUAUUGUUUUCCACCCUGAAUUCAAUUUGUUAUAAUAACAAAAUGCUUUGUAUGCAUACAUGUAUUUUUUCCUAUUAGCAGCCUGUGUUCACGUGUGAUGUCUCGGUAUGUAUGUGUGUUUUAACAAAUGGCUUUAUUAAAACCUGUCACAGACUCACCACUGUACUGUAACUAGACAGUAGAAUAAGUAGAUGAUACAGGCUAUUUGCUGACAUUAAAAGUAUAAUCGCUGA